This is a messenger RNA of Aspergillus japonicus CBS 114.51, 372 nucleotides long. Its product is annotated as GFA family protein. The transcript has 4 exons. NCBI's taxonomy places the organism in Eukaryota, Fungi, Ascomycota, Eurotiomycetes, Eurotiales, Aspergillaceae. Gene Ontology annotation, molecular function: carbon-sulfur lyase activity. The record is from RefSeq and is a predicted model, not a curated record. Bases 1 to 372 code for a protein of 123 amino acids.
AUGCCCUACGAUGGACACUGCAUGUGCGGGCGAAUCCAAGUGUCCCUGCAGCAACAACCGUCUCACCUAGGCUCAUCCAUAAAUUACGUCUUGGGUGACUCUGAUGUCACGAUCAAAGACUCAAGGCUGUCGCUCAAGAGCUACGGUGAUUAUCACACCCAGAGUGGGAAUAUAGUCCUGCGCCAAUUCUGUAGCGAAUGCGGAAGGCAAGUUUUCGCGUGUAGCCCGAUCUCGACGAAGAGCCCCGAUUUCCCGGGCAAGACACUUCUCAAAGCCUCGCUUUUCGAUGAAAUAUCUCGUCCGAGUCAGGAGGUAUUUACGUCCAGGCGCCAGACAUGGGAGCCUGCGAUAGAAGGGGCCAAGCAAGACUAG